Molecule: messenger RNA, 1241 nt
Organism: Striga asiatica
Lineage: Eukaryota; Viridiplantae; Streptophyta; Magnoliopsida; Lamiales; Orobanchaceae
Source: the annotation of a GenBank genome assembly
UUCUGGUUGAACAUUUUACGGCUACACAAUUUUUUGCCGUGGUCUCCUUCAUUUUUGAUGGUAAAUGUGGCGGCAGGGUCAUCAUCUGCUGCGUGGCGCCUCACGCCGCCAGCUACAGCCGCGUGUGGCCUACGCUAGAUACGUCAUCACCGGAGCGGCGUCAAGCCCUAGCUUGUCGAUAUGGCGGCGCAAGAAGGAGAUGGGGAAGGAGGGUUUGAUGGUGGCGAAGGAGCUCAAGCGCCUCCAGUGCCACCCCGUGCGGUUCGAGCGGUUCAUGAAGGCCAACGUUUCCCGCCUACUCAAGUCCGACCUCGUCGCCGUCCUCGCCGAGUUUCAGCGACAGAACCUCGUAUCCCUCUCCAUGAAGUUGUACGAUGUGGUGCGCAAGGAAACCUGGUACCGUCCAGACAUGUUUUUCCACCGGGACAUGCUAAUGAUGCUAGCACGGAAUAAAAAAAUCGACGAAGCACAAACAGUUUGGACCGAUCUGAAGAGAGAGGGAGUCCUUUUUGAUCAGCACACUUUUGGUGACCUCAUCAGGGCCUUUCUCGACAGCGGGUUGCCAGACGAGGCCAUGCGGAUAUAUAAUGACGAGAUGAGAUGUUCGCCCGACCCACCACUGUCUUUGCCCUAUCGCGUAAUAUUAAAAGGGCUUAUCCCAUAUCCUGAGCUGAGGGAGAAGGUGAAGGAUGACUUUUUGGAAUUGUUCCCUGGCAUGAUUGUCUAUGAUCCGCCAGAGGGCCUUUCUGAUGACGAGCGUGGAGAGUGGAGCGAUGAGGAUUAAGGAUGUGUUUGGUUGGCUGAACCUGGAAAAGAACAGCUGAAUCGGAUGUGUACUAUCUGAGAACUGAGAAAAGUUGUUGGAGCUCAAAAUCAGGUUGUGCUGCCAAGCAGACCCCUCUCAUUUGAAAUGCUUGUGCGUUACUGUAAUCUACCGACUGGCCUCGCCAAUUGGGAAGAUUUUCAGAUGAGGCUGCUUUUUGUGAUUGUUCUAAUGUUUGAUCUUGUGGGUGGAAGAAGGUUGGUAGGCCGUAUGUUUUGUUUGAGAGCUAAUUUUCAAUAAGCUAUGACCAUGAUGAUGAUCACAAUGGUGAUGAUACCCGUCAAUAUCUUUAGUAGUUGAUAAAAAAUUUGAACUUUUUACAAGAAUUUUGUUACAUUCGACCCUCAAUCUUUACCCUUCAGUGACAGAUCCCGUUGUUUCAUUUCCUGCAACACUGCACUGCAGGUAAAUAUAUAAA